This is a messenger RNA of Spodoptera litura, 1471 nucleotides long. RefSeq lists its product as uncharacterized. The record is from RefSeq and is a predicted model, not a curated record. Gene Ontology annotation, cellular component: nucleus. Lineage: Eukaryota; Metazoa; Arthropoda; Insecta; Lepidoptera; Noctuidae.
UUAUAUUAUAUCUUAUUAUUUUAAAUUAAUAUUAUUAAAAUAUAUACAUAUAUUUUUACUUGUAACAACGGGACGAAUUUUGAUACAUUCACACUUCACAGUGUUACAAGCUCAGAAUGAAAUCGCAUAUGAAACGGGGAACAUAAUACAAACAUGAUUUGAAAAAAAAAACAUUAUCCAAUAUAAAGCAAUUGUUAUAUAGUAUACUACUUAAUUCCUAUAAUAAGCACGUCUUAUUUAAAAAAGCAAUGAAUAAUGCAUUUAAAUAAUGAAAAAUUAAUAUUUUUGUUCUAACUUUUAUUCAUACAAUGGCAACUUUGUUUUUAUUCCCCGAUGUAGAAAAUUUCAAAUCAUUCGUAAACUUUGUGUUUGACGAGUGCCCAUCUUUCUUUUUCUGUGUGAUUUCUGUGACCCUGCUUUUCUUUUUCGGACUAUUGUGUGAUAACUUUUACGACGACCUUUGCCUACUAUACUACGCCAUGUCUAACAGAACCGAAAAUUUGAAGCGGAAGAGAGAUCCAACCUUUGUCGCAAGUGAAAAAAUGGCGUUAGUGGAUCUGGUGGAGAAACACUUUGCUAUUGUAGAGUGUAAAAAAACCGAUGCCACAACAAUACGCAGCAAAAAUCAGGAGUGGCAAAAAAUUGCAGAAGAAUUUAAUUCUGUUUCGUCAGUCCAUCCAAGAGAAUGGAUUGUUUUGAAAAACUGCUGGGAAAACUUAAAGAAGAGAGCCAAAAGUGAGCAGACAGCACGUAACCAACAUUAUUUGGGAACAGGAGGAGGUCCACCCAGGAAAUUGACUGUAGAUCCAGCAAUCGAUCGAGUUCUAGAUCUUAUCCAGACUAGAGUGUCUGGAUUUGUUAAUGUGUAUGACUCCGAUGGCACUCAUAUUUUAGCAUCCGGUAACAAUCCAAGCACAUCAGUGGCCGACCAGGCACCUCAAAAUGAUAUAUUAUUAUAUUCAAAUGAUGCCAGUGCUACUCCUGUACUUGAUGUACAGGACUCCACGGAGGCCGCUGUAGUUACUGAGACAGCUGCUGCUACAUUUGAAGUUGACUGGUCUCAGUACACUCCAGCAAUGUUGAGAGCACCAGUUACCACAGCACUUGUUGCCUCAAGGAGUCCAUCACCUGAGGCAACUGGCAGUAGAGUGGAACCUCCACCACACAAAAGAACAACUAUCACUCCACCUAGAGUUAUAUCCACUGAACGUCCUAUAGCGACGGCAAGUCGCAGAAGGCCAAUUUUAAGGCGUGAAAGCCUUAACGCGCAACGCAUCAACACAUUACUAAAUUGUAAUAAAAAUGCUGAUGAAGAACAUGCCGCAAAUAUGGCAAUUUUGCGGCUUCAAGAGCAGAGGGAGGAAGAAAUGCUGGUUCAAGAAAAAUUAAAAACGGAACAAGAAAAAAUAAAACUAGAAAUUUUGAAAAUACAAUUAAAAAAAUUACAAGAUUAUUUAUAAGUAGUUUUUAU